CAUCAGCUGCUUGGUUCAACUUGUCUUCAUACAACAUAAACUAGCUACACCACUACAAUGUCCAACAUUAAGCUAGGACAGUACACCAUCAUUAAAACCAUUGGCACUGGCUCAUUCGGCAAAGUCAAACUGGCUGUCCAUGGCAUUACAGGUCAAAAAGUAGCACUUAAAUUUAUCAAUAAGAAAAAGAUUGCGAGUAUGGAUCUCGGCGGACGAGUCAAACGUGAAAUUCAAUAUUUAAAACUAUUGCGGCAUCCACAUAUCAUCAAGCUAUAUGAAGUUAUCUCCACGCCAACGGAUAUCAUCAUGGUCAUUGAAUAUGCGGGAGGAGAGUUGUUUAACUACAUUGUGGAAAAAGGCCGGAUGGCUGAAGAUGAUGCACGUCGAUUCUUUCAACAAAUUAUAUGUGCCGUGGAGUACUGUCAUCGACACAAAAUUGUCCACCGAGAUCUUAAGCCGGAAAAUUUGCUUUUGGACGCCAACAACAAUGUAAAAAUUGCAGAUUUUGGUCUAUCGAAUAUCAUGACGGAUGGUGACUUUUUGAAAACGAGCUGUGGCAGCCCGAAUUAUGCUGCGCCAGAAGUGAUUUCUGGGCGCUUGUAUGCAGGUCCGGAAGUGGAUGUAUGGAGUUGUGGCGUGAUUCUCUAUGUAAUGCUAUGUGGACGAUUACCAUUUGAUGACGAGUACAUUCCAACGUUAUUUAAAAAGAUCAAUGGUGGUAUCUAUACUAUGCCUUCGUUUUUGAGUCCAGAGACAAAGUAUCUUUUGACAUCCAUGCUAGUCGUGGAUCCGAUGAAGCGAAUCACUAUUCAGGAAAUAAGACAAAAUCCGUGGUUCAAUGCCAACUUGCCUGCAUAUCUAUGUCCGCUUCCACAUACCGAAGAAGAGCUGUGUCAUCCUAUUGAUGAUAGAAUAGCUCAGGAGCUGGCUGAGAAAAUGGGAUAUCCGGAUGAGAAAAUACAUCAAGCAUUGGAAGCACCUGGAAACAAUCAGUUCAAGGUCGCAUACCAGCUUGUCAUUGAUCAUAAAAGAAUGCUUAAGGAUUCAGCGGAGCAUAGUAAUAUUCAAAGCUUCUUCGCAACAUCUCCACCGCCAUGGAACACCACAUUUAAUCAGGACGACCUAGAUAGGCGAAAUACGGAUGGUGCAGAGGAUGCCGCAUCAUCUAUCUCAGUACUCAGCUCAAGUUUACCAAAAUACGAAGAAAGCAUGUCAACACGUCCACGCUCAUCUUCACGAGCAUCCAUGAUGGCAGGAGGACAGCCUAUCGCGCCAAUAGUGGGUACGCCACCACCAGGAGCGAUGGCACCUGUUUCCCCGGCACCGCGAGACUUUGGAUCUGGACGAAGACCAUCACAACAUCGACUAUCAGCACAACAACAGCAGAAUAUGCUUCCAGGCAGCAGCAAUCGAAGGUCACACAAGCCCCGAUCCAAAUGGCAUUUUGGCAUUCGAAGCAGAUGUCCUGUUUGGGAAGUGAUGCUGGAAAUAUAUCGCUCACUACAGAACGUAGGCAUUGAAUGGCGCGUCAUUGAUUUAUACCAUACCCGUUGCCGGUACCGAUACGAGUCAGUAGGCCUUGUUGUCAAGUUUGAUCUGCAGCUAUACAAACUCGGUAACAACAGCUUCUUAGUGGAUUUCAAGAACGUGGCUACAACAUCAUUGAACGGAGACAAACAACAAAAAUCAUCACCCUCACAAGAACAGCCGAUACAACAAAGUCGUAACAGCAGUAACAGCAGCAAUGAUAACAUCAGUAAUAUGAGUCCAAUAUCAGCGGAACACGGCGACCCAUUUGGAGUACUGCAGGGCGAAUUGGCGCAAAAUUUGGACAAACUCCAAUUGAAUGAAAACGAACAAGCAGAUCUGUCAAGUUGGCAAAAUAAUGUCAAUGUUGCCAAGAUAAAUGAAGAGGUGGCGCAAGCAGCAUCACGAGAGAGUAUUUUGAGCGUGUAUCCUUUCCUUGAUAUAUGCAGUAAAGUGAUCACCGAUAUUGUGUAGUCCAAGCUGUAUUAUUAACUUUAUCCGUCUCCAACCUUUACUUAUUGGCAAUAAAUAAGCUUCUGUAAAUAUAAAAAUGCAGUUGUUUGUGUGUGUGUGUAUAUCAUUGCUCUUGUACUGCUG
This is a messenger RNA of Zychaea mexicana, 2124 nucleotides long. Its product is annotated as kinase-like domain-containing protein. Gene Ontology annotation, biological process: protein phosphorylation; intracellular signal transduction. Gene Ontology annotation, cellular component: cytoplasm. Bases 58 to 2001 code for a protein of 647 amino acids. Gene Ontology annotation, molecular function: protein serine/threonine kinase activity; ATP binding. The record is from RefSeq and is a predicted model, not a curated record. The transcript has 15 exons. Lineage: Eukaryota; Fungi; Mucoromycota; Mucoromycetes; Mucorales; Lichtheimiaceae.